Alosa alosa (allis shad) is the source of this 1098-nucleotide messenger RNA. RefSeq names its product intraflagellar transport 22 homolog (Chlamydomonas) (gene ift22). The record is from RefSeq and is a predicted model, not a curated record. NCBI's taxonomy places the organism in Eukaryota, Metazoa, Chordata, Actinopteri, Clupeiformes, Clupeidae. Gene Ontology annotation, molecular function: GTPase activity. Gene Ontology annotation, biological process: intracellular protein transport. Gene Ontology annotation, cellular component: endomembrane system. Bases 358 to 921 code for a protein of 187 amino acids. The transcript is spliced from 5 exons.
UAGCAACGAUGCUGUUGACGUUGCUAGCAAGUCAACUUAGCUUGCUCGAGCGUUAGCCAGAGCUGACACCUUUAUAUGUGUUAUUCAGCUUUAACCUAUUUAUUUUAAUUGGACAUCAUCGAUAUAUAUUGUCUUAUUUUUUUAGCUUAAUUAUUUGUCUCAUUCUGUGCAUAUCCAGGGAAUUCCUUUACGAGGUUGUCGGAAGAGAAGUGUGUCGUUGUAGCUAGCACGUAGGUCUGUUGACAAAAACUUUAUCGAUACAACGCAUAGCCUCUAGCUCUAGACUGUAAAAGAUACAACGUUGCGGGUUCCCAUAGAAUAAUGCUAGUCGCCUAGGUUUCUUUUUUUACACAAAAAAUGUUCAAGACAAAGAUUCUUAUUAUCGGUCCAAGUGAGAGUGGAAAGACUGUAUUAGCCAAUUUCUUAUCGGACACAGUGGAGACUAUUGGGGGCGAUUACAGUCCAACACAAGGUGUCAGGAUACUUGAGUUUGAAUCACAGAACCAUGGAAGCGGAGACAGAGACUCCUCUUGUGAGGUGGAAUUGUGGGACUGUGGAGGAGACUUCAAGUUCGAGUCUUGUUGGCCUGCGCUGAUGAAGGAUUCCAAUGGUGUGGUUAUUGUGUUUAAUGAUGAUGUGCCCAGCCAUAUCAAUGAAGUAGAGACCUGGCACUCAACAUUUGUUGCCUCGCAGGGACUUCGGGAGAAUCAGUGCCUUUUACUUGUCCAUCACAAGCCUGGAAGCAGUGCGAAUGCUUCUCCUCCACCACUAGCACCAAAUCUAAGCAAGCUGCAACUCAUUCACUCUAAUUUGGAAGAGGACCCUGAGGAUGUGCGGCAGGAGUUUCGCCGAUUUUUGGGGGGUGUUGUGAAGACGAUGUCUGAAAACCGAGACAAUUUGGAAAUGUCAAUCUUCACCUGAACACUUAUGGUCAUGUCUUGUUAAUACCAUGGAGUUAACUGCUCAUACUUAUCACACCUGGAAACGGUUUUGAAACUUGUUUUCCCUUAGGAUCUGUACAUAGAUAUGCACAUAAAUUGUUACUUGUAAAAUAUUGCUUUUUAUCAGUGAAUGUUCAAUAAACUAUUCUCUACAAAA